AUAUUCCCAGUCCAAGUUUCUCCCAGCAGCUCUGCCCAGUGACCAUGCCUCACCGCGGGCAGCGCCACCUCCACUGCCCGGAGCCCAGGGGCUGUUCCGCCGCCUCCCUCCCAUGUGCUUCCCGCUGAAGAAGCCACCGAGGAACCAGAGGAACCGCUGAGCUCUCACUUUUUUACUUCUUCCCUUGCUUGUUUGUUACUCCCACCGUGCCGCCGGGGGUCUUCAGGAGAGGACGCGGUGGCCGCUGUGGGUGGGGGGGUGGACCGAGGACUAAGUUGUACUUGUUGGUCCCACCAUGGGGAACGCGGGGAGCAUGGACCAGCACGCCGACCCCAGAGGACACCACAUGCCGCUGAAGCUGCCCGUGCCCGAGCCGGCCGAGCUGGAGGAGAGGUUCGCCAUCGUCCUGAGUUCGAUGAAUCUUCCUCCAGACAAAGCACGACUGUUGCGGCAGUAUGACAGCGAGAAGAAGUGGGAACUCAUCUGCGAUCAGGAGCGAUUCCAGGUGAAAAACCCGCCUCACACGUACCUACAGAAGCUGAGGAGUUAUCUAGACCCAGCAGUCACAAGAAAGAAAUUCAGACGGAGGGUUCAGGAGUCCACCCAAGUCCUGAGAGAACUGGAAAUUUCAUUACGGACCAAUCAUAUAGGGUGGGUGAGAGAGUUCCUAAAUGAAGAGAACAAAGGCCUGGACGUGCUGGUGGAGUAUCUUUCUUUCGCACAGUAUGCUGUCACGUUUGAUGGAGACUGUCUGGAGAAUAACCCGGAGGCUUUGAUAGACAAGUCGAAGCCCUGGAGCCGCUCAAUAGAAGACCUCCAUGGAGGCAGCACGCUGCCGUCUCCCAUCACGGGGAACGGCAUCACACGUGGCGGGCGAAGUUCCACCAUACGCUCUAACACGCUGCCCAGCCGGCGAACGCUGAAGAACUCCAGACUGGUCUGUAAAAAGGACGACGUCCACGUCUGCAUCAUGUGCCUGCGUGCUAUCAUGAACUACCAGUAUGGCUUCAACAUGGUCAUGUCACACCCACAUGCUGUGAAUGAAAUUGCACUAAGUCUCAACAAUAAAAACCCCAGAACUAAAGCUCUGGUCCUGGAGCUCCUGGCGGCGGUCUGUCUCGUGAGAGGAGGACACGAAAUUAUUCUCUCUGCGUUCGACAACUUUAAGGAGGUGUGUGUGGAGGAGCAGCGGUUUGAGAAGCUAAUGGAGUAUUUCAAGAACGAGGACAACAACAUUGACUUCAUGGUGGCAUGUAUGCAGUUCAUCAACAUUGUCGUGCACUCUGUGGAGGACAUGAACUUCAGGGUUCAUCUACAGUUCGACUUCACCAAGCUGUUCCUGGACGACUACCUGGACAAACUAAAACACACAGAGAGCGAUAAGCUGCAGGUGCAGAUCCAGGCGUACUUGGAUAACGUCUUUGACGUGGGAGCCCUCCUGGAGGAUGCCGAGACCAAAAACGCUGCCCUGGAGCGGGUGGAGGAGCUGGAGGAGAACAUGUCUCAUAUGUCAGAGAAGCUGCAGGACAUGGAGAAUGAGGCCAUGUCCAAGAUUGUGGAGCUGGAGAAGCAGCUGAUGCAAAGGAACAAGGAUCUUGAAUCCAUCAGGGAAGUCUACAAAGACACCAGCUCGCAGGUUCACUCCCUGCGGCAGAUGUUGAAGGAGAAGGACGAGGUCAUCCAGCGAUCUUCUAACCUGGAGAGGAAGAUCCACGAGCUGGAGAAGCAGGGCACCAUCAAGAUCCACAAGAAGGGAGACGGGGACAUCUCCAUCCUGCCUUCGCCGCCCCCUGGGGUGGAGGGCGUGUUGGGUGGCGUGCCGGGCGGCGUGAUCGGAGGAACAAUCGGAGCUGUCAGUCCAAACCAUGUAGGUGGUGUAGCGGGCACGCCUGGUCCGCCACCACCACCUCCUCCUCCUCCACUGCCAGUGAACGGCACAUUGCUAAAUGGACCUUCAUUGAUCAUUCCAACAAUGGCGGCACCUCCUCCGCCGCCUCCUCCACCUCCUCCACCUCCUCCUCCACCCCCACCCCCAGGACUAUCAUCAGGCCCUCUGCCUCCUCCACCUCCUCCCAUGGCUCCACCACUGCCCGGCUGUGGGACGCCCACCGUCAUCAUGAACUCUGGGUUGGCCGCCGUCAAGAUCAAGAAACCCAUCAAGACGAAGUUCCGAAUGCCCGUCUUCAACUGGGUCGCGCUUAAACCGAACCAGAUCAACGGCACCGUCUUCAAUGAGAUCGAUGAUGAGAGGAUACUGGAGGACUUGAACGUGGACGAGUUCGAGGAGAUGUUCAAGACGAAAGCCCAGGGCCCGUCCAUCGACAUCACUCUGAGCAAGCACAAGGUGAUCCAGAAGGGACCCAGCAAGGUGACCCUGCUGGAAUCCAACAGGGCGAAGAACCUGGCCAUCACGCUGAGGAAAGUGGGGAAGGCGCCCGAGGAGAUCUGCAAGGCCAUUCAGCUCUUGGACCUCCGCACUCUGCCCGUGGACUUUGUGGAGUGUCUGAUGCGCUUCCAGCCCACAGAGAACGAGAUUAAAGUCAUGCGUCAGUUUGAAAAGGAGCGCAAGCCGGUGGAGACCCUGACGGACGAGGACCGCUUCAUGAUGCAGUUCUGCAAGAUCGAGCGGCUCAUGCAGAAGAUGACCAUCAUGGCCUUCAUCGGCAACUUCUGCGAGAGCAUUACGAUGCUCACGCCGCAACUUCACGCAGUCAUCGCAGCGUCGGUCUCCAUCAAGUCGUCACAGAAGCUGAAGAAGAUUCUUGAGAUUAUCCUGGCACUUGGAAACUACAUGAACAGCAGCAAAAGAGGAGCGGUGUACGGCUUCAAGCUGCAGAGUCUAGACUUGCUUAUCGAUACCAAGUCGACGGACCGUAAGAUAACUUUGUUACACUACAUCGCCAACGUGGUGAAAGAGAAGUACUCGCAGGUUUCUCUCUUCUACAACGAACUGCACUACGUGGAGAAGGCUGCAGCAGUGUCGCUGGAGAACGUCCUGCUGGAUGUGAGGGAGCUGCAGAGAGGCAUGGAGCUGACCAGACGGGAGUACAGCAUGCACGGCCACAACACCAUGCUCAAGGACUUCAUCACACACAACGAGAACAAGCUGAAGAAGAUGCAGGACGACGCCAAGAUUGCACAGGACGCCUUCGACGAGGCGGUGAAAUUCUACGGGGAGAACGCCAAAACCACGCCGCCGUCCGUCUUCUUCCCUGUGUUUGUGCGAUUUGUUAAGGCUUACAGGCAAGCGGAAGAGGACAACGAGCACAGAAAGAGACAGGAGCAGAUAAUGAUGGAGAAACUUCUAGAGCAAGAGGCCAUGAUGGAGGAAGAUCAGAAGUCUCCCUCCCAUAAGAACAAGCGGCAGCAGCAGGACCUGAUCCAGGAGCUGAGGAAGAAGCAGGUGAAGGACAGCCGCCACGUGUACGAAGGCAAAGAUGGAGCCAUUGAGGACAUCAUCACAGUGCUGAAGACGGUGCCCUUCACCGCCCGCACUGCCAAGCGCGGCUCUCGGUUCUUCUGCGAGUCCGCCCUCAAUGAGGAGUACCAUUACUAAGCUAAUAGCUCUCUCUCUCCUCUCAAAGGUUACUGGAACAAAAUGUCCUUCAAGU
Limanda limanda (common dab) is the source of this 3611-nucleotide messenger RNA. It is a transcript of the gene fmnl2a, whose product is annotated as formin-like 2a. NCBI's taxonomy places the organism in Eukaryota, Metazoa, Chordata, Actinopteri, Pleuronectiformes, Pleuronectidae. Gene Ontology annotation, molecular function: actin filament binding; small GTPase binding. Gene Ontology annotation, cellular component: cytosol. The record is from RefSeq and is a predicted model, not a curated record. The coding region runs from base 296 to 3556 and encodes 1086 amino acids. The transcript is spliced from 26 exons. Gene Ontology annotation, biological process: cell migration; regulation of cell shape; cortical actin cytoskeleton organization.